AUGUCGUACGUCCAUACAGGAGCUCCUGUGGAGUUCAAUGGUACCGAUCCCUGGCUCGGCGGUGAUUCCGCCGUCGAAAAUGUCAACCAGUGGUACCAGGCCGGUGACCAGGCCUUCAUCCUCGUCUCCGCCUUCCUCGUCCUCUUCAUGGUGCCCGGCAUCGCCUUCCUCUACUCCGGUCUCGCCAGGAGAAAGUCUGCUCUUUCCAUGCUCUGGGUCACCAUGAUGUCCUUCUCCGUUGUCGUAUUCCAGUGGUAUUUCUGGGGCUACUCCCUCGCCUUCUCCCUCGAGUCCAACAACCCCUUCAUCGGCGACCUCACCCACAUCGGCCUCCGCAAGCUCCUCGCCGCUCCCUCCCAGGGCUCCCCCUCGUCCCCGCCCUCCUCUACUCCUUCUACCAGAUGA
Messenger RNA from Parascedosporium putredinis, 405 nucleotides. The record is from the annotation of a GenBank genome assembly. NCBI's taxonomy places the organism in Eukaryota, Fungi, Ascomycota, Sordariomycetes, Microascales, Microascaceae.